CACGACAGGAAGUUGUUUUAGAAGCAAGAUCGUAAACAGGAUUUAUUGUAAAAAUGGAUUAAAAUUAUAGAGUAUUGUAGUUUCGAUGUUUCAGACUCUGUAGAUGAUGUCCAACACAGCGAGGAGCGGAGAGAUCAUCCAUCUGAAUGUCGGAGGGAAGAGGUUCAGCACCUCCCGACAGACGCUCACAUGGGUCCCCGACUCCUUCUUCUCCAGUCUUUUGAGUGGUCGCAUCUCGACUCUGAAGGAUGAGACUGGAGCUAUCUUCAUCGACAGGGACCCCUCUCUCUUUGCCUCCAUCCUCAACUUCCUACGUACCAAAGAGCUACACCCUCGCUCUGUCAACGUGCACAUGCUCAUGCAUGAGGCCGAGUUCUACGGAAUCACGCCGCUGGUACGCAAGUUGCAGCUGUGUGACGAGCUGGAUCGAUCUUCCUGUGGAAACGUGCUGUUCAACGGCUACCUGCCUCCACCAGUGCACCCAGCAAAACGUCACAACCGUCACAGCGUGGCAGGAUCGCAGUUCAUGGUGGGCCGAGCGGUUCCUGUAGAGAGAGCGCCGGUCAGACGCAGCAACACCAUGCCCCCCAACCUGGGGAACUCUGGGAUCCUGGGCAGAUCCAGCAGCGAGGAGAGGACGACUGGAGGUCAGCCAUCAGAUCCCGGCAUGGUUCGGAUCAUCUGUGGUCAUCACAACUGGAUUGCUGUGGCCUACACACAGUUUGUCGUCUGCUACAGGGUGAAGGAGUCGACCGGGUGGCAGCAGGUCUUCACCUCUCCUCGUCUGGACUGGGUGAUUGACAGAGUCGCGCUCAACGCCAGGGUGAUGGGCGGCUCCCUGGGAGACAACGACAAGAUGGUGGCUGUUGCCUCGGUGACAGAGAUCAUCCUGUGGGCCAUCUGCCCGGACGGCAAUGGAAACGAAAUCGGUGUCUUCAGUCUGAAUGUGCCGGUCGAGGCCCUCUUCUUCGUUGGUAACCAGCUGAUUGCCACCAGCCAUGCCGGGAAGGUCGGAGUGUGGAACGCUGUCACCAAACACUGGCAGAACCAGGAAGUGGUCCCCAUCAGCAGCCAUGACACCGCCGGCUCCUUCCUCAUCCUGGGCUGCAACAAUGGAUCCAUCUACUACAUAGAUGUGCAGAAGUUUCCUCUGAGGAUGAAGGACAACGACCUGCUGGUGACAGAGCUGUACAGAGACCCAACUGAAGACGCCAUCACUGCCCUCAGUGUCUACCUCACUCCCAAAACCAGUGACAGUGGGAACUGGAUCGAGAUUGCAUACGGGACCAGCUCUGGGACGGUUCGAGUCAUUGUUCAGCAUCCAGAGACCGUGGGGUCAGGGCCACAGCUCUUCCAGACCUUCUCUGUCCACCGCAGCCCCGUCACCAAGAUCAUGCUGUCUGAGAAACACCUCAUCUCAGUUUGUGCAGACAACAACCACGUGCGGACUUGGACGGUGACUCGCUUCAGAGGGAUGAUCUCCACCCAGCCGGGAUCCACGCCGCUCACCUCCUUCAAGAUCCUCAGCCUGGAUGAUGUGGACGGACACGGAGGCUGCAGCGCCGGGACAGAGAUAGGUCCAUAUGGAGAGAGAGACGAUCAGCAGGUGUUUAUUCAGAGAGUUGUACCGGACACCGAUAAACUCUAUGUGAGACUGUCGUCCAAUGGAAAGAGGGUGUGUGAGGUGCGCUCGGUGGAUGGUACCUCCAUCACGGCCUUCACGGUUCAUGAGUGUAUCGCCCCCCGGCCCCGGCGCUCCCUGUUCAGUGGCCACAGCAACGGCAGCAUCCAGAUGUGGGACCUGACCACCGCCAUGGAGAUCGCCGGCAAGGUCGACAUCAGAGCGCUGGGCGGACCAACGGAGGAGGAGCUGCUGGAGCUGUUGGACCAGUGUGACCUGGCUCUGACCAGAACACCUGACAGCACCCCCCGAGCCUCGACCUGCAGCCUCCACUCUCAGCUCGGUGACAGCAUCAGGACGGAGCGGCUCCACUCUACAGGAGGAGGUCGAGCAGCCGGAGCUUCAGGUUCAUUGGCUUCACUGUACAGCUAUGUCCCUGGACAAGCCCCACCCCCUGCGCUCCUCAACAAACCUGGCUUCUCAGGCGCACCCAGUGCUGGGCUGCACACUGCUGCCUUCCCCGCCUAUGGCCACAGCUCCACCCCUAGCUGCCACCAGGCUGCCAGCCCUCGUCCUUCCAGACACACAGACCGGGACAGAGAGUGGGGAUCCAUCCGCAGGGGGAGCUUCGUGGAGCGCUGCCAGGAGCUCGCUAAGGGUUCAGAGGCAGCCGGGGGCUCUGGGUUCGUGCUCCCAGUGGGGGCUGAGGGCAUCAGGCGGAGCUUGGCGGCGUGCAACGAAUUUGGGGUCAGCAUCACCAUCACCGUUACCCUCAUCUUCAUCCCACCGCAGGGCUACGCCCACAUCUCCAGCAAGCCCCGCCGCCACAACAGCGAGCCCAUCCCGUACUCAGGCACCUGUCUCACCUCGCCGCAGCACUGCAGUGUCUGCAGCUGA
Monopterus albus (swamp eel) is the source of this 2518-nucleotide messenger RNA. RefSeq names its product SH3KBP1 binding protein 1 (gene shkbp1). Lineage: Eukaryota; Metazoa; Chordata; Actinopteri; Synbranchiformes; Synbranchidae. Gene Ontology annotation, biological process: protein homooligomerization. Gene Ontology annotation, molecular function: protein binding. The record is from RefSeq and is a predicted model, not a curated record.